This is a messenger RNA of Symbiodinium sp. CCMP2592, 3096 nucleotides long. The record is from the annotation of a GenBank genome assembly. NCBI's taxonomy places the organism in Eukaryota, Dinophyceae, Suessiales, Symbiodiniaceae.
AUGGCGGGAGCAGGAGCGAAUGCUGCUGGAACAGGAGAGCAGCUCUUGAUGAGGCUGCUGCAGACGCAACAGGAACAGAUGGGCCAGAUCCAGAGGUUGCUGGAACAGGACCAAAGGCCUCGAGGAACUGUGGUAGACACAAAGGCCAUAGGCCGACCCGAGAAGAUAGGAGGAACACUGGAGGAAGCCUCACGUGCAUGGCGCCAGUGGAACUACCGGACCUUCCAGCAGGAGGAGGCCUCUUCCAGCCAGGCACCACAAAUCGCUGCCUUAGCCGACCCGCCGCUCACCAACCACAAGGGCGAGCGGGACGCGUGGGUUGGGCAGGUGACAGACCUGCUAGACCGGAUGCUCGACCCCAAGCAGGUCGAGCAGGCACGCAAGGAGCAGCUAAGAAAGCUGUGGGACCGAGGCGCUUUCACGCCUGUGCUGCGGUCUGAAGUACCGCGCGGGGCGCAGCUGUUCAGGGCAAAGUGGGUCGACAAGUGCGACAAAGGGCGGUACAAGUCAAGGUGUACCUGUGCCGACGUCAAGGCCCGCUACAGCCCAGAACAGGAAGCUGGCUUGGACGUUUUCGUCCCAACGCCAACGCCCGAGAGUCACUCCCUACUUGAGGUAGCAGCGCUACACAACGAGGGGUGGGUCACAAGGUCUCUGGAUAUUGUGGCCGCCUUCCUCAUAGGGAGAGACCGCGGUGCGGCGGAAGGCCGCCCGGUCUACAUGCAUGCGCCUGUGGAGUGGCGCGAACUCUUUGACCAAUGGGUCUUGGAGCAGCCUGCAAAGGACCAGCAGUGGUACCGAGACCACUUCCGGGACUUUGUGUUCCGAGUGGACGGCAACCUCUACGGCCGAAGAACGGCUGGUUCCGUCUACAGGGACGAGCUGGAAGAAGUCCUUACCGGCAAGCUGGCAAAGGACUACGACUUCCAGCGUGGCGUGAAGGACCCGUGCGUGUACCUAGACCGCCGGUCCGGCCUGAUCCUUCUCCACCAUAUCGACGACAUCCGUGUCGCAGGCCCCAAGGCCGCAGUGCUGAAGUUCACGGAGGUGGACCUCCCGACGCACUGUGAGAUAACGGUGGGAGAACUGGAAGAGCCGGGCACAGCGGUGGAGGUCCUGGGAAGGACCAAGGUGCGCACAGAGGAUUCUAUCCUCACGCUGCCCGACAGCAAGCACGCAGAGAAUGUGUGCGAGCAGCUGGGCAUCGGUCCAAAAGACAAGGGGACCGUGCCUAGCAGACCUCUAGACCUGACCAAGGUCGAGGAGCUCUCCGCGGGUGACGCCGCGAGGUUCCGCAGCGCCGUGGGUAGCGCUAUCUACCUAUCGGCGGACAGGCGAGACAUACAGUUCGCCGUGAAAGAGCUGGCACGAAGGAUGCAGAACCCCAGGGUCUGCGACUGGCUCGCUGCGGAAACCCUCGCGCGAUACCUGCGGGCAACCCCGCGGUUUGGAAGGGUAGUUGUGCUGGACCCCGCGUCCAAGAGCACAGCCCUUCUGAACUUGGAGGUCUACUCCGACUCCGACUGGGCAGGGUGCCCAGAAACGAGAAGGAGCACAGACAACAUAGUUGCCUGUCUCGGGGGAGCAGUCAUCCAGACAAGCUGCCAGACACAGCCUGGCCUCCCAGCCACCUCCAGCGGAGACGCGGAGAUCCGGGGAGUGUCAAGAGCAGCAAGGGAGGCUGUCUUCCUACGAGAGCUUGCGGAGAAGGACUUUGCCCUGGCCUGCGGCCUGAGACACCUGGAAGUCGCGGAAUUCUUUGUCCAAGGCGCGCUCAGAGCCAAACUUCUCGAACUGAGAAAAGUUAAGGGAACCGAAAACCCGGCAAACUUCGCUACCAAGCACGCGAAGACUGGACCGGAGGUGCGGCAAUCCCUGCCCUCUAUGGGCAUGGUGGACCUCGAUGCGGUCGCAGGCGCCACCGAGGCUCUGGCCCAAAAGGGCACGAUCAAGACGAUCCAGGCUAGCCCCUGGAAGAUGAGACCGCCGACCAAGCUCACGAGCUCGGCGCUCAUGGCCACAAUCGUGGCGCUGCAGGUUCGACCUGCCAAGGCCCAAGGGCACGACUUCGCAGAGCUGGAGCCGGAGCCCGAGGAAGAAAUCGAGCACCACGCCGAGCGUGCCGAAGAGCCGCCGCGUGCAGCCCGAAGGGCCACGGAGGUCUGGCUAGGGCCAGAAGCGCCGCAAGAGGCGCAAGGGGAAAGGAGGGAGCAACAGCCUAGGGGGGCUCAGGAGGCAGAACCUGAGGGUGAGCGGACUCCAGGUCCGCCCCCUGCGGCAGCUCCUCCACCACCGCCGCCCGCUGCACCGAGGCAUCUCUACGAGACAGCCCGUGGUGACAAGAUCCAUCUUUUCACCAACUGCAAUGGGCUGAGCUCCGUCCCGCCGGAUCAAGUCCUGAUCGGCUUUCGCUGCCACUGUGCAGCAGAUCCUCAGAACUCCGAGUUCCUCUGGACCGGGUUCGCCUUUCAAGUGGCCACCGGCCGCGUUGUGCGCCGGUACCACGGCCAACAGCAAGGAGAUCACCGUGGGCUGAGGGAUCAGCUGGUGGAGGGAGUGACUCCGGAGAAGGUUCAGGAGUUUAAUCGUCAGUUGGAGGUGGUCCUGGGGUCCGGCCUGGACAUGUAUCGGCGGCUCCAUGGGAGAUUGGAUUCGUCGGAUAUGGUGACCAGUUUUCGGUGGCUCCGGCAGCUCAUGUCGACGAAGCCGGUAGCCGAAGUGAGCGACUUGAUCGCUGCAGCGGAGAGAUGGGAGGACCAGCAUCGGCGGUAUGCUGCCCGUCGUGACUGCACGGCGCUGACGGAGCGCCAGAAGAUGGCUUCGUUGCUCAGGUUGGUGCCUGCUGAGCUGCAGUCGCACCUCGAGCUCAAGCUUCCACGACUCACCACGUACGACCUGCUACGGCGGGAGAUCGUAACCUUCGCCGAGAACAGGGGAGCCUUUGCCGUGGAUGACUCUGGGGCCAUCCCAAUGGGGAAGGGGCAAGGAAAGGGAAAAGGAAAAGUGCCACAAGUGUGGCAAAACGACACAUCUUGUCAAGGACUGCUGGAGCCCGAUCGACAUAAGGAAGAACAAGGAUGCAGGAGGAGGUUCUAG